UCGGACUGGACUGAUCCUGGAUGGAGGAAUCAUCAUCAUCUUCCUUCGUCGUCUCCCUCCUCUCUGGCUAUUUCUUGGUGCUCGUCUCAUUUGUACAAGACUGUUAAGGUCGCGACGACUUGUUGGCCACUUUGAAUCUCUUUCCUUCGAGACUGUGAGGAGAGGGACCAUCAUCCAGAGGGCUGAAAGAAGGAGUCGUCGUCCUAGUGGUGGUAGAUGAUGAUGCUACCAUUGCUACACCCACCCUUGUGGUGAAGUGAGAGAAAAACGACCAUAUUAUUAUACCUGAAAAAGAAAGACUUGUGCCAGGAAAUACCAAGAAUAGUUCAUGUUGUGCACAGGCCCUGAUGAUGAUCAUCUCUAGUGUUGGGGAGGAUAGUUUCUUGACAUGCCACUCUGCUUGACAUUAGCGUGACGGAUGCUUGGAGGAUUUCUUGGCGUUCUCCUCCACCUCCUCCUCCUCCUCCUCCACCUCCGCCCUGUCGUGUCCAAAAUCAUACGAAGACAUGGGUAAAAUCAUUCAGGACCAACCGGCCAACAGUACUCUAGCCUCGGCCACCAAUGAGUCCCAAGAGGGGAGUCAGCAGUUGGGUGGCACUGAUGAGGUGGUCAAGAAGAGCUGGAUGACCAAGCGAUCCCAACUCAAAUCGAGGUUCUCCUUCUCCAACUACAAGGACCGAUGGUUCGUGCUCACCCGAACCACCCUCGCCUAUUACGAUGGAGCGGAUUCCAUGAAGAAGAAGCAAAAGGGCAGGAUCCAGCUGAAAGACGUGCGGCUAAUAGAAAAAGUGUCCUUAAGGGACGAAUCCAAAUCCCACUCGUUCCAGAUUGGCUACAAGGAAAACGGCCAGAGCUACUUCCUCUACAUUCAAGCCAAAUCGGACAGCGAGAGGGACGAAUGGAUUCAACUGAUCCGCAAUUUGUGCCGUAGCAAUCCAUCCCUAGCCGACAAAUUCCAUCCCACGCAAUAUGCCAAUGGUCGAUGGACCUGUUGUGGGGAGGCGUCUCGUUACGGUGGAACUGGCGGUUGCGAACACAUCACGUGGACGGCACGUCAAACCAAAUCGGACCCAGUGCCUCCUCUACCAGUUACCGCUAUUGCACCCCUUGCAGCACAACAAAAUCUGGUCGUAGAAGAGCCCCCAGCCUUACCCCUUCCAGUUCCUGUUCCGUUACCGCCCAAUGCGAAAAUUGUCACCGCUGUGUACCCUUUCACUGCCAUAGAACAGGGGGAACUGACUCUGGUCAAAGGUGAAGAUUACGCCGUCCUUGAUGACAGUCAAGACCAUUGGUGGCAAGUGCAAAACGCCCGAGGUGAAGUGGGCUUUAUCCCGUCAAAUUAUGUCAAAGAAAAAGAUGCCCUGGGCCUUCAAAACUAUGAUUGGUAUGUGUCAGAUAUGUCCAGGCAACGGGCAGAACAUCUCUUGAAAAGCGAGGAUAAAGAGGGAUGUUUUGUGGUGCGAAACUCAUCUACAAGAGGUCUUUACACUCUUUCUCUGUACACAAGGAUACCUCAUUCUCAGGAUCGACAAAGCACUCGAAUAUCACUCCAUGAUAGCGUGAAUGGGAGCUUCUCGAAAUGGCGAGUCAUGUUCGGAUUAGUCAAACAUUAUCACAUCAAGAGCGGCAGCCAGGGAUUCUUCCUGUCGGAGAAGCAUGCCUGUGCGAGUAUUCCUGAGCUAAUGGAAUAUCACUCAUUCAAUGCGGGAGGAUUGGCUUGUCGUCUCAAGUGUCCCCCGGGGCGUUCCAUUCCCGCCACUGCCGGGCUUUCUCACGGAAAGUGGGAAAUCGACCCCACGGAACUGACUUUGUUGGAGGAGCUUGGCUCCGGACAGUUUGGCGUGGUUCGCAAGGGAAAGUGGAAAGGCACUAUUGAUGUUGCUGUGAAAAUGAUGAAAGAAGGCAGCAUGUCUGAAGACGAUUUCAUUGAAGAGGCCCAAGUUAUGACCAAACUGCAACACGUGAACUUGGUGCAGCUCUAUGGAGUGUGUUCCAAAAAUCGCCCAAUUUUCAUCAUCACAGAGUACAUGAAGCAUGGGAGCCUGCUACAAUAUUUAAGGAAAUUGAAGGCCGCCCUGAUAACGGACGUUGGUUCUUUGUUGGAUAUUGUUGUCCAAGUCUGUCGUGGCAUGGCUUAUCUAGAGAGGCAUAAUUAUAUUCACCGUGACUUGGCAGCACGCAACUGCUUGGUUGGAUCCGAAAACGUGGUCAAGGUCGCUGAUUUUGGUCUGGCUCGAUAUGUGAUUGACGACCAAUAUACCUCGAAUGGUGGAGCCAAGUUUCCAAUAAAAUGGUCCCCACCAGAAGUGCUCAAUUAUACCCGGUUUUCAUCAAAGUCCGAUGUCUGGGCCUUUGGUGUACUCUGUUGGGAAGUAUUUACCUGUGGAGACAUGCCCUAUGGGCGUACCAAGAACCCUGAGGUGGUCGAACGUGUGCAAAGAGGCCUGAUCCUGUCCAAACCGGCGUCGUGUCCUUAUGAUGUUUAUGAAACAAUGAGAUUGUGUUGGGCAGCCAAUCCGGAUGAUCGGCCGGCUUUUCGAACGUUAAAAGAGGACAUGUUUGGCAUCAUUCAGGCGCAUCAAAUGGACUAACUGAAUGAACAAACUCGCCUCGACAGAUGAGAUGGUUCAGUAUCGUCAUGUGAUAAGAAGCAAGAAAUACAGUCCAAGUAUUGAGAGAUUAACCGCCUAUAUUUAUUUAGCAGCUUCCUUAUCAUACAGCACUUGAUGCACUCCCUUCGACCAAGAUUCCAAGAUUUCAAACGGAAAGUCCACCAUAUUCAGUAAAAAAUUCAAGUUUCCCAAAAUGAACACCUCAAAGACGGCACAUGAAUCCUUGAUCAUGGCCGCCAUCGCUAUUCGGCUCAUGUUUUCGUUACAUCGAAUGAUGUUUAGUGCGGCUAGGAUGUCAAUCACGACCCCUUGAACGUUGAUGAGCACCAAUAAUAAUCGGAACAAGAGAGCCUUCUUGCGGAAAUGCUUGUUAUUCCCCAUCUGAUACUUGUUGGUAA
Molecule: messenger RNA, 3010 nt
Organism: Tigriopus californicus
Lineage: Eukaryota; Metazoa; Arthropoda; Copepoda; Harpacticoida; Harpacticidae
Gene: Btk29A
Product: tyrosine-protein kinase Btk29A-like
Exons: 8
Coding region: 507-2591 (694 amino acids)
Biological process (GO): peptidyl-tyrosine autophosphorylation; intracellular signal transduction
Molecular function (GO): ATP binding; protein binding; non-membrane spanning protein tyrosine kinase activity
Source: RefSeq, a predicted model, not a curated record